AUUGGGGCUGUUCACAGGGAGUUGGCCUGUUUCCAGGUAAUAUCUUCCCUGCACCACUCUGUGGUUUUGGGAUAUCCCUGGCUUCAGAAACACAAGCCGACCUUUGAUUGGCGGUCCGGUCGAGAUUCUCUCGUGGUCGCCACAGUGUGGGGCCCGGUUGCAUCCGUUGCCGCUUUUUGGGCUACAUUUCGCUGUGGGAUUUUCCAAGGACCCUCAGAAGGUUUCAGCGGUUCUGCAGUGGCCUCGUCCCAGUGGUCUUUGGUCCAUUCAGCGCUUUUUGGGAUUCACCAACUAUUAUCAGUUUUCAGGAACUUCUCCCACGCUGGCCAA
Messenger RNA from Staurois parvus, 330 nucleotides. The record is from the annotation of a GenBank genome assembly. NCBI's taxonomy places the organism in Eukaryota, Metazoa, Chordata, Amphibia, Anura, Ranidae.